This is a messenger RNA of Glarea lozoyensis ATCC 20868, 561 nucleotides long. RefSeq lists its product as uncharacterized. NCBI's taxonomy places the organism in Eukaryota, Fungi, Ascomycota, Leotiomycetes, Helotiales, Helotiaceae. The coding region runs from base 1 to 561 and encodes 186 amino acids. The record is from RefSeq and is a predicted model, not a curated record. The transcript has 2 exons.
AUGACUUUCCCAACGCCAGGUAACGCCAGCCUGAUUAGCCAUCUCUCCACAUGGCGCCGCAAAGCACCCGCCAGUGAGCUCCACCGUCGCCUCUCCAUCAGCUUUUUUCGCCGUCGUCCCUCGCGCCCCAAGCCAACAAGUACUCGGGCAGCUUUCACUUACAGCAGUGCUUUGCCAAGGACCAACAGAAGGUGGAUCCGGAUCAAUGAUAGAGAAAUCGACCCAGAAAGGGCCACGCUUAUAUCCGCGUGUCCGACAGUCUGUUUGGAGGACGAGUCGCCCGAGGAAGCCAAGCUGAAGGACGCCACAAUAUUGAGAUAUGAGCUUUAUCGCACAGUAUCAGCUUCUCGGAGAGCCACGGAUGUGGAGGUUCACUUCGCAAUGGCCUUGUGGGCGAGCGCGGAUUUCGACAUCGACCUUGUGGCAGCGUGCGGUAUCAUCCACACUUGGGAGUGGAUUUGUCAAUCUGAAGGAUAUGCGUGUGUCGAUUACCUGAAAUUGAAGGAACGGGCUCGAUUCUUGAUCCGGAAGCAAGAUAAAGGUGGCUGCGGAACUUUUUGA